Messenger RNA from Hordeum vulgare subsp. vulgare (domesticated barley), 1191 nucleotides. RefSeq lists its product as uncharacterized. Lineage: Eukaryota; Viridiplantae; Streptophyta; Magnoliopsida; Poales; Poaceae. The coding region runs from base 406 to 1062 and encodes 218 amino acids. The record is from RefSeq and is a predicted model, not a curated record. The transcript has 3 exons.
UGUCACGAAUCGAAUCCGUUACUAGCCCUCGUUCCAGCGUUUGGCUUACCAACCGAAACAAAAUCCACGGAAUCACUCGGAACUAGGCUCCUCCUCUCGUCCUGCUCAGGAUAGAAGGAGAACAAGGCAGGGUACUCCGGCGUGGCGGCAUUGCGAAGCAGAGCUUCCUCUCCUGAAGGUACGAACCUUCUUCCUCACACAUAAAAGAACAGACUCACACAUAAAAGCAAGCGCGGCACCGCCCUAGUCUCCUCUCUAUUGCGGCCUCCGCCUGGAUCUGACUGGAUCCUCAGCCCACUGCCGCGAAUUCCUCUCGUUUCUUCUGCCUUGCGUCGCUAUCGGAAAACUAUUAACCUUGACAUUCUAUCAAGGUGCAAACACAGCUGCUGACCAAUAAUUUGGGUCAUGUCUACCCCCGCUUGCAAAGACGGGGCUAAUCUUGACGACAACCAUCCCAACGGGCGACGUGCCAAGUCCAAACAUGGUUGUCCUGAUCGCAACCCGUUUGACCCCAAGAACCGCGGACCAUUCGUCUUGUGUGUCUUCGUCUUUACAUUAGCAAUUUUCUUCUGCUGCUUGGUUGGGAUCGCAGUUUUCAAUGAGGACCAACCACCUGGCGUUGGCGAUAUCUUCCUCCGACUUAUAGGAAAAAGUGGGCUUGAUCCCGGUGCCUCUCCGCCGACUUCGCCGGCUUUCCGCCUUGUGUUGGACUUCGAACGGACACCACAAACCUACCGGCGCUGCAGCGGAGGAGGCAACUCGUUACUGCACGUCUCCUACCAUGACAUGAUCCUGGCGUGGGCUCAAGUGCCAGAUUUCUGCGUCUACGGCGACCGGGGCAUUGGCAGUGUUGGUACCUUGGAGGUGGAGGCCAAGGCAGACGCCUCCGUGCUGCGAGAGGAGGUGCGCAACUUGCUUUGGAGCGAGAUUCAGGUCGUGGGGAAGGUCAAGUUCGACGUGCAAGGAGAGGUCGCGGGCCUAGGGUAUCUUCGCUGCAAGUUCUUCAUCAUGAAAGAUAAGGCUGCGCAUGUGCCCAAGAGCCUGUGCAUCCUCCGUCAAUAGGCUGGACCUAUGCCUUCUGAUAAGGGUGUUAUAUAUUCUCCCUUCUGUCACUGGAUUGCAUUUACUUUUGUAAUAGCUGCUAUAUUCUGCUUUGAAAUAAAACAAAACAAUUUCAGCUGCAUAUUUUUU